AUGGCCAUUAAAGUCAAUUGGGCGAAGACAGCUAUCGCAUCCGGCGUUGUCGCUGCCGCAGCCGUUUUGCUAUAUUACGUGUUUAAGAACGACGAUGAGGAAGAAGAGGAAUAUGACUCAUAUAAACAGACCUUCAACUCUUCAACAAUGUCAACUAGUAGAGUGGAAAAGAUGACAAGAAAAGAAUGUUUCGAUUUGUUGAAGAAGAUUGCAGAUAGCCAAGAUGAAACCAAGAACUUAAUGGCAACACUAGUCGAUGAUAUAUUGAACGGGAGAUUGCCUUCAAAAAUACUAGAUGUGUAUCAAAGAGCAUUGCCAGCAAUUCCAAACGACCCAUUGGAAUCCAGAGGAUUAACCUUGUUUGACCUGGAUCACCUGGUCGAUAAGUACCAAAACGACCCCUCAAUCCGAGAGUGCAUACUCAACAUAAUGAACAUGGCUCCCACAGAAGGAGACGACGAGAACAUAUCGCUCGAUGAACUAAUUAAAGUACACGAGUACAUGCUCGCAGAGCUAGGUAAGAUGGUAUCUUCGUAUAGGAAGAUGCCAAACAAGGACUCCUUGGAUAAGAAGGCACUCACAGUUGCACUUCAGGCACUAAUCUCAGCCAAGGUCCAGGACAAGUUCGGAUACAGCUACUCCUCAAUUGACAGAGCUGUUAUCAAAAACCACACAGACCUAAGCAUGAACACCAAGUUCGCCAGACUCACCAUGCAAAUGCAGAGUGAAAUGUCUGAAAUCACAGGGUAA
Molecule: messenger RNA, 750 nt
Organism: Theileria annulata
Lineage: Eukaryota; Apicomplexa; Aconoidasida; Piroplasmida; Theileriidae
Exons: 3
Coding region: 1-750 (249 amino acids)
Source: RefSeq, a predicted model, not a curated record